Messenger RNA from Rasamsonia emersonii CBS 393.64, 5340 nucleotides. RefSeq lists its product as uncharacterized. Bases 1 to 5340 code for a protein of 1779 amino acids. The record is from RefSeq and is a predicted model, not a curated record. Lineage: Eukaryota; Fungi; Ascomycota; Eurotiomycetes; Eurotiales; Trichocomaceae. Gene Ontology annotation, molecular function: nucleic acid binding; ATP binding. Gene Ontology annotation, biological process: intracellular transport. The transcript is spliced from 7 exons.
AUGGCUUCGGAUCAUCAGGAGGAAACUGUUAGGCUGAACGUUUCUGACUUGAGGAUUUCUGUUAGAUACAAAGGAGAAAACCUCCAAGACGGCUCCACAGAUGAUGCUGCCGAACGGCCUGUGCGGAAAAAGCUCAAGGAAACCAAAAUCACUCCAGAUGCGAAUGUUUCCGUAGGCGAUGACUCGGGAAACUCGUCUGAUGAUAGUAGCGACAGAGGCCGCCUCCAGAAGAAACGGUCUUUUGAAGAUCUGCAAGAGAACGAAGACGGUACUUCUACGUCAAAGGGAGACGGUGGCCACCGAAGGAAGAGAUCUCGCGAUUCAAAGGACGAAGACGCUGUCAAGACGCGGGAUCACCGUGAUGGCACGCCGAUUGAACCACCGCGCAAUGACGGGGAGGCCUCGAAGCAGAUCCUGAGCCCCAAGAAAAAGCGAAGCAUUGAUCAGCUGGAGAACGAUGACAUCAAGGCAGAAAAUCUGACUGGCGGGGAAGGAGAUAAAGGCGCUGCCAGGGAAGUCUCUGGUGACAAGAGUCGGGCAGAAGGAGAGCGAGAGGCAAAACGGCACCGCGAUGCUUCUCAGGAGAGAAAAGCUUCAUCGGAAAGGGAGGCAGUGUCUACCAAGCCUUUACCAAGUGCAUUUUCGAAUACAUCCACCGUUUCGCCGUUCGCGUCCCUGGCUUCCUCGAAAUCGUCUGCUUCUGGGGAUGCUAAGACAGAGGAUGCAGCCAAACCGUCCCAUACUACCUCAGCCUCUGCAUUCGCCUCGUCCAGCUUGGCUUCUUUCGCCGGUUCAGAACAAUCCCCUUUUGCUGCGCUUGGAAGUUCCACCAACGCUUCCUCCGUCUUCAAAUCGGCUUCUAGUGCAUCCUCGACUCAACCGGCCUCUACAGGAUUUGCAGCCGCUGCGGGUCCUUCUCCUUUUGCGACCGCAGGCGGUUCUGGCUUCGCGAGCUUUAGUAGCGGCAGUGGAUUUGCUGCUGCCAGCAAACUAGGAGGUGGACUGACCAGUUUCGCCUCUCCUUCCGGACCAAGUGUUCUCGGAGGCUCGACCGAGGUUAAGCCUCUUGGAGCGUCUGGGGAUGACUCGGACGAGGAGAACGAGGAAGAGGGUGAUAAACCUGUUGAGGGAUUCGAAAAGGAGCAAGAGCAGGAUGAGAGGUUCUUUGAACAAGAAAUCGAGACUGGCGAGGAAGAGGAGAAGACGUAUUUCUCCUGCAAGGCGAAACUGUUCCAUUUCACCAAUGGGGAAUGGAAAGAGCGCGGAGUUGGCACCUUCAAGGUCAAUGUUAAGGAACCGCAGGAUCCUGAAAAGGAUAAGCUUUCGGCUCGUAUGAUCAUGCGUGCUGAUGCAGUUUUGCGCGUUAUGUUGAACAUGCCCAUUUUCAAGGGCAUGACAAUUGGCGAUGUAUCUGGCGAGGAGCCCAAGGGAAAGCAGCUGAAUUUGCUGGGCCUCGAGGAAGGUCGUUCUGUUCCCAUGUUGCUGAGAACUGCAAACGCGGACGUUGCCAAAGAACUGUACCAUGUGUAUGAAAAUAGUACAGUUAUAAUUUUUUGGUCAUUGGUUUGGCGACAGAAAAGGAAAAGAGCUUUGACGGAGGAAGAGGAGGUAGCGGAACCGGAGGGACGUCAUCAUCAGUACGCGGUUGAUUCUUCAAGGGUCGUCAUCGCGCCCGAGGAAAAUGGCACUCGCCUUGCAGCGCCUGCAGCGUCGACAUCCACAUCGAUGUCUACGGAUAACAAUGCUGCUGCGAGUGAGGUAUUAACAGCGACAACGACAAUAUCUACAAAGACCCACGAUGGAGCAACGAACGGCGAUCAAAAGAGUACGACAAGGAGGAGUCAAGGUCGUGGCACCGGCUUCAAUCGAAAAAGGAAAGCAGAAGAGACGGAGAAUAAUAGUAUCAAUGGCAGCGAGAACGAUAAGAAUGCUGAAAAGCAGAAAGAAGACAGCAAUCCACGACGCGGCAAACCUCGCUCUGCGACUGCGACUGCGAAAUCAAACCCGGCUCGCGCUCCAUCAGGCCCAUGGCCUGAUCUGUUCAAGCGCUUGGCGCAGACACACCGGGCUUUGAACCUCGUGUACACGUUCUGUUGCACGAGGAAGCAUCUCGCCACGACGUUCGAGAACAUCAAAGCGGCGGUGCAGGCGCAGAUGGGCGGGCGCGAGUUGACCGUCGAAGAUGUCGCGAGGAUCAAGGUGCUCAUCCCCCGCGCCGUGCGGUUCGAGUACGUGGAUGAGGCGGUCUUGGAGGUUAUGGGGGUUGGAGAGGGAGGUAGAGAUGAUUACAAAUGGGUGAAGACGAAGAAUAACGGCAGCAGCAGCAGCGGACUGUUCGACACUGAUGUGACGGGAAACAACAAUAAUAAUGAUAAUAAUGAGAAUGGUGAUGAUGAAAACGAUAAGAAGGAGGUCCUGCUGUUUGAAUUCGUCGAUGAGGAUCUAAGACGACAAGUCCAGCGCAGCAAAAAGGGGGAGCCCGCUCGCAAAUCGAAGAGUACUGAGCUGAAAAUGCCUUUCUACGGUCAGAAGCAGAUGGUGAAUCUCAUUGAGAAAAGGAACAAGAAGUUUUCCGACGCCGUUGACACGUUUCUUGUCAAGUGUGAGGACGAUGGCGUGGAUCCGACUCAGAGAUUGGAGCAGGAGAAGGACGCUUUGAUUCCAGUUCCGACGGCGAGAAGCGGCGUCAAUACGCCGACAGCAGCACAGCUUCCUCCCCGGAUUCCCAAAGAACGCAAGUCGAUUUCAGAAAUCAUUGCUGAGAUCCGAGAGAUGGAAUGGUACACGGCACAGAUCGUCCCGGGUGGACACAGAGUCUUUGAGCCACAGCCACCUAUCUACGGGGAUUUGAACUUUCAGCUCUCGCAGAACCUCGUCAAUGCGCUAUAUAACACCAAAGGCAUUACGCAACUGUAUUCACACCAAGCGGAAGCCAUCAACAAUCUCUACGAGGGACACCAUGUCAUCGUUUCCACGUCUACGAGCUCUGGAAAGUCUCUGAUUUAUCAAAUCCCGAUGCUUCACGAGCUGGAGAAAGACCCCAACAGCAGGGGAAUCUAUAUCUUCCCCACCAAAGCGCUGGCGCAGGAUCAGAGACGCAGCAUGAAGGAGUUGCUGCAGUACAUGAAGGGAUUGGAAGACAUCAUCGUGGAGACAUUCGACGGAGAUACGCCGAUGGAGGAUCGAAACACCAUCCGCGAUGAAGGGCGAAUCAUCUUAACCAACCCAGACAUGUUGCACGUCACCAUCUUGCCGCAGGAGAGCUCGUGGCGCACGUUCCUCAAGAAUCUGAAGUUCGUCGUUGUCGAUGAGCUCCAUGUGUACAACGGUCUCUUUGGAUCCCAUGUCGCCUUCAUCAUGCGGCGACUGCGGCGGAUAUGCGCCGCGGUGGGCAAUCGCCACGUGAAAUUCAUAUCCUGCUCUGCCACCGUCGCCAACCCGGAAGAGCACAUGAAAACCAUCUUCGGCGUGGACGACGUGAAACUGACCGACUUCGAUGGUUCCCCAUCAGGCCGGAAAGAAUUUAUCUGCUGGAACACGCCUUUCAAGGACCCCAACGAUCCAACCUCUGGUCGGGGAGACAGCAUUGCAGAGACGGCGCGGUUGUUCUGCCAGCUCGUUCUAAGAGGCGUCAGAGUGAUCGCAUUCUGUAGGAUCCGGAAGCAGUGCGAGAUUGUCCUGCAAGCAGUUAAGAAUGAAUUCUGUGCCCUGGAAAGACCAGAGGUCGCCAAGCUGGUCAUGGGCUACCGAGGCGGCUACAGCCCGCAGGAUCGACGGCGGAUAGAGAAAGAGAUGUUCGAGGGUAAGCUGAUGGGGAUCGUGGCAACGAACGCCCUCGAGUUAGGUGUCGAUAUUGGCUCGCUGGAUGCAGUCAUUACGCUUGGCUUCCCGUUCUCGAUAUCUAAUCUUCGGCAGCAGAGCGGACGAGCUGGGCGGCGCAACAAGGAUUCCUUGUCGGUCCUCAUCGGGGAAGGUGUCCCUACGGACCAGUAUUAUAUGAAGAACCCGGACGAGCUCUUCACCAAGCCGAACUGCGCACUACAAGUGGACCUAACGAAUGAGCUGGUCCUUGAAGGACACGUCCAGUGCGCAGCAUUUGAAAUGCCCCUGCGACCGGAAGAGGAUAGUGUCUACUUUGGAGAAAAGCUUGCGGAAUUUGCCUCGACAAGGCUCGUCAGAGACAGCCUUGGAUUCUACCACUGCCACGAACGGUUCCGCCCGCAGCCAUCGCGCCAUGUCUCGAUCCGUGAUGUGGAAGAGAGCACAUUCGCUGUCAUUGACACCACGCAUAACCGUAACAUCGUCCUGGAGGAGGUGGAAGUGUCGCGGGCACUCUUCACCAUCUACGAGGGGGGAAUCUUUAUGCAUCAGGGCCAGACGUACCUGGUCAAGGAGCUGAACACGGAGCAGCGGUUCGCGCGAGUUGUCCGUGUCCAUGUCGACUGGAACACGCAGCAGCGCGACUUCACCGACAUCGACCCCAUCGAGACGGAGGCCAUUCGCCGCAUUACAGGUUCGUCUGAGUGCCGCGCAUACUUUGGCUCCAUCCAGAUCCACGCCGUUGUGUAUGGGUUCUUCAAGAUCGACAAAAGGGGGCGGGUCCUCGAUGCCGUCCAGGUGGAUAAUCCACCCAUCGACAUCUUCACAAAGGGCAUGUGGCUGGACGUGCCCAAGCGCGCUCUGGAGAUUCUCAAGUCACGGCGUCUCAACAUUGCCGCCGCCAUCCAUGCUGCCGAACAUGCCGUUCUGUCACUGCUUCCGACUUUCGUGAUCUCCGUACCGGGCGACGUCCGCACGGAGUGCAAAGUGGCGAAGAAAGAGCUGGGAAAUAAUCUCAAGCGUGCCAACGAGGCUCUCGAAGGACGCGGUCUCAAAAAUUCCUCCACCAACAGGAUCUCCAACUCCACGGGACCUGACCUCCAGCCGCCGGCCCGACAAAGACCAGCACGAUUGACAUUCUACGACGCAAAAGGGGGAUCAUCCGGCUCCGGGAUCGCGGCCAAGGCGUUCGAAUUCGUCGACCUGCUGUUGCGUCGAGCCGUGGCGCGGAUCGAGGCCUGCACCUGCAUCACUCCCCAGGGCUGCAUGGAAUGCGUCUGCGACGAGCGGUGCAAGGAGCAGAACGUUGUGAUGAGUAAAGCGGGCGCCGGGGUGGUGCUGAGAUGUCUGUUGGGCUGGGAGGUCGACAUCGACGCCCUGCCCUGGGGCGAAGACUUUGAGGGCGAAGAAGGCGGUGGUGAGCUGGCCGGUGGUCUGGAGACCAUUGUCGAGGCGCAAGAGGUUCCCGGCCGGGCCGGUGGAACCGUGAAGGUAUUCAAGGAAACGCCAGUCGAAACGUGA